Xyrauchen texanus (razorback sucker) is the source of this 2070-nucleotide messenger RNA. RefSeq names its product seipin-like. Bases 569 to 1915 code for a protein of 448 amino acids. Gene Ontology annotation, biological process: lipid droplet organization; lipid storage. The record is from RefSeq and is a predicted model, not a curated record. Gene Ontology annotation, cellular component: endoplasmic reticulum membrane. The transcript has 11 exons. Lineage: Eukaryota; Metazoa; Chordata; Actinopteri; Cypriniformes; Catostomidae.
CACACCAGCAGGGGCGUGACAGAAAACGAAACACAUGUUAUUGUGAUUUAUAGAUAUUAAACGAUAGUUUAAUAUAAACGAUAGUUUAAUAUCUAUCAUAUUUUUUUCAAAAUAUGAUUUAGCGAUCAGCUUCUCUGUCUAGAAACGGGUGAAGUCAGUCCAACCCAUGAGAGGAAGAGAGAAGAAGAGUCGGUGCACAACACUGUGGUGGUUCAUCAGUUUGUUUGUGAAUUAUAAAUAUGUAUUUGCCAUGGCGUAUUUUAUAAACAAAGAUGGACACUGUGGAAUUUUAUCAAAAAUAGCUGAAGAAAAGAAGAAAUGCAAAUUUAUUUUGUCAGUCCAGAAUUUGAUAAAUUAUAUUCUCAGUCACAGAUCUAGAAUCCAAAGUUGACUUCUUCUUUUUUAUUAUUAUUUAUUUAUUUAGCUUUAUUUUGAUUUUAGUCAUCUUGAACUUUUAACCCCCUAAAUAUUCAAACCAUUAAUUCUCACUAGAUAACAAGUUUUAAUGUAAUGAUGCAGGCUGGAUUUGUAAGUGGAUGGUAGUCUGGGGUUGUUUGAGGUGGUUUGUAUGAGUAAGGAGUGGCAGGGCCCUUUGCCUGCUGUAAAACAGCUGACAGGAAGACACAGUGCUGUGAUCAAAGGACCCCAUCCUGGAUGUGACGGUAAAGGUUUUGCAUCUAUGUGUGCUGAAAUGGGACCAUUGCUGCUUUGGCUCCAGGAUGUGGCAGCGGUGACCCUGCUGAGGGCUCGCAGGACGCUGCUAAGGGCUGCCAUCCUGUUCUGUGUCCUGGUGCUUCUCCUCUGGAUCUCCAUGUUCCUCUAUGGAAGCUUCUAUUAUUCCUACAUGCCCACUGUCAGCUUCUCCACACCACUACACUACUGCUACAGAACAGACUGUGAUCCUUCCGAUUCAGUCCUCUGUUCUUUCCCUAUGGCUAAUGUCUCACUCUUGAAGAAUGGCAAAGACCAGGUGAUGAUGUCUGAUCAGCCCUACAGGAUCUCUUUAGAACUGGAAAUGCCUGAAUCUCCAGUUAAUGAACAGCUUGGGAUGUUCAUGGUGAAAAUGUCCUGCUACACCAGAGAUGGGAUUGUUAUCUCCUCUGUGACCCGCUCAACGAUGCUGCACUACCGUUCUACUCUGCUGCAGACCAUGAGCACGUUGCUGUUCUCCCCCCUCCUGGUGACAGGUGUGUCCGAGCAGAAACAGCUCAUCGAAGUGGAGCUCUUUCCUGACUUCAAAUCAGACCUCUACCGGCCUGCCAUUGGUGCUGUGAUCGAGAUUCAAUCCCGCAAGGUCCAGAUUUAUACGGCUCAGCUCAGGAUACAUGCAUACUUCACUGGCAUUAGAUAUCUCCUGUAUAAUUUCCCUGUGAUGUCAGCAAUCGUUGGAGUGGCCAGUAACUUCACCUUCCUCAGUGUCAUUGUGCUCUUCAGUUACCUGCAGUUCAUCUGGGGAGGGCUGUAUCCCCCAGAGCAGGUCAGAGUGAGGGUAAUGAUGGGAGACUCAACACGUCUUCAACAGAGGAGGGAAGAAGCACGUAAACACAUGCACUCAUCCUCCAGCUCUCCCAACAUGACAUAUGGAAGAGACACCAGUGGACCAGCAGACCCCUCACAACAACACAAACAAACAGUUCUGCAAAACAAAGGUGAGCUGGACACACCUAGUGUGAUUGGUACAGAUGACCUGAACUACUUGCAGGAGGAUGACGCUGUUCAGGACUCAUCUACAGAUGAGACUCCCAUUUUCCUUGAGGCCCCUCAUAUUACAGAGGCCAGUUUGAGUGAGGAGGACCCAGAUCAUAAGCAGAGGGAAGCAGGAGUGGGGAAUGGGACCAAAGACGAAGGGACAACCCAGCCACAAUCCUUAGACACCAGCCUUAGACAAAGGCAGGGACACUGGAUGAGGCUCUGAGCUUUGAAGCAACCACAAACACAUGCAUUCUGUUACAUUACAGCCUUAUGUUACUCAUACAUGUAGCUCACUCAUUCACUUGUUGAUGUGCACUGGCAAAAAGUACAUUUGGGAUAAUUAUUUUGCAAGCAAAAUAAAGUGUUUAAUCAUAAAAA